AUGACUCCAAACACCACGCAAGAUGAAGCACCAAGUCUCUAUCUCUACCAACCGAGCCACGUCUUACCCGCGGUGUUUGCUGCCCUCGUUAGCAUAUCUUGGGCGUUGCACAUCUACCAAAAUAUCCGCUACAGAUUCUGGCGUAUUACGUUCUGGAUCUGUUGGGGAGGAGCUCUCUUCAUGACAGGAUGGAUCGUCCGCUGUGUAUCCAGCUAUCACACCGCCAAUGUCAAUCUGUAUAUUGUGCAGACCGUCCUCAUCUACGUUGGGCCACCAAUCUACUCAGCCUCCGCUUACAACAUCGUCGGUCGACUGAUGAAUUACUUGCCCAUGCACGCAGUCCUCAACCCGAACCGUGUGCUCAUCACUUUCGUCUACAUCGGUGCCGCCGUUGAGAGCAUGACCGUUGCCGGAGCCGCCAAAAAUGCCUCCGCUGGGUCCAAUCUCUCAGAAUAUAAAGCUGGCGGAACGCUCAUUGCCGUCGGCCUGAUCCUGCAGGGAGCAGUCGAAACAGUAGUAAUUGCAAUCGUCGCGACUGUGCAUCGCCGCUGCGCCCGUGCAGGCAAAGUGCCUUCCAACGUGCGCAAGCUCUGCAUCACCUUGUACGGCACCUCAACGCUCGUCUUACUGCGAUGCAUCUUUCGCGCCGUCGAGGCAUUCGAGAUGUUUUCCCACGUCGGAUGCCGCGAGAACUGCGGGCCCAUAAUCAGCCAUGAGUGGUUUCUCUACGCCUUUGAGCUCGGCCCCAUGCUAGUCUUCACCUGGUGGCUCAAUGUUCUUCAUCCCGGUCGGUCUCUGCCUAACGAAAAGAACCGAUACCUUGAUCUGGACGGGCGCACGGAGCGUUUUGGGCCGGGUUGGAUUGACCGAAGGUCUGCUUGGGCAACGUUUAUGGAUCCGUUUGAUAUUGGGGGUAUGAUGAAGGGCGAGCCGGCACAUGAUUUGUAUUGGCUGAGGCCGAAUGAGUGGCCUGUCUGCGUUGAUGGGAGCUUUGCGCUUGGGACUGCGUCUAAUGCUAGGAAUAGGGCAGAGGAGAAGUCUGAGAACAAUCUCCCGGCUACGGAAGUAUAG
Penicillium lagena is the source of this 1071-nucleotide messenger RNA. RefSeq names its product RTA1 domain-containing protein. The record is from RefSeq and is a predicted model, not a curated record. NCBI's taxonomy places the organism in Eukaryota, Fungi, Ascomycota, Eurotiomycetes, Eurotiales, Aspergillaceae. Gene Ontology annotation, cellular component: membrane. The coding region runs from base 1 to 1071 and encodes 356 amino acids. The transcript has a single exon.